GAGCCACGCUGCAGAUGGAAUUUGAAGUUUUAGGGUGGGACUAUUACAUGACCCAGAAUGCAUUCUGCUAUAUAUAAUGAAUCUCCCCGAAAUCCAGUGCAAAAAUCAUUUUCAGAAACUGUCAUCAAGCAUGUUGCGGCUCUGCGUAGCUCUCUGCGUGCUGGCCACGUGCUGGGCGCAAGAUUGUCUGGUGAGCAACAUCCCCGUCAAACAAGACUUUGACAAAUACAAGUUUCAGGGAACAUGGUACGCUGUGGCCAAGAAAGACCCCGUUGGACUUUUCCUUCUCGAUAACAUUGUAGCCACUUACAAAAUAGAGGAGGACGGAACCAUGACGGCAAGUGCCAUCGGCAGAGUCAUCAUUCUGAAUAACUGGGAGAUGUGUGCCAACAUGUUUGGUACUUUUGAAGAUACUGAAGAUCCCGCCAAGUUCAAGCUGAAAUACUAUGGAGCUGCUGCGUAUCUCCAGACCGGAUAUGAUGACCACUGGGUCAUCGACACCGACUAUGAGAACUACGCAGUGCACUACGCCUGCAGAGAGCUGGAUUAUGAUGGAACCUGUCUGGAUGGCUAUUCUUUCAUCUUCUCCCGACACCCUGAAGGCCUCAGACCCGACGAUCAGAAGAAUGUGACGGCAAGGAAACAGGACGUUUGCCUCCUGGGCAAAUACAGACGUGUUGAACACACGGGCUUCUGUAACACAGCCUGAAUCAUCACUUCGCAGGAGGGAAACUGAGGAUGUAUUCUUUGACCUUUUACAUGUCUAGUUAAUAUGUAAAUAAGUAAACAGUAUAUUAAAGAUAGCAUAAUAAAUCUGCACACAGCAAAUGUGAAUAUAAUUGUUUAAAGCAAAAUAAGUGUAACCUUACUUUUUCAAAUAAACCUAAAUAAUCCUAAAACAAAAUGUGAAUGAUUGAAUUCAGUGAUCCAGAAAAUUUCACAAAAAGUUUUCUCGCAGGUUCAACCAAUCAACUUCAGAAUGAGUGUAAUCAGACAACCCCUCACCGACACGCAACUCGCGUGGUUGCAAACAUAUAACUUAAAAAUAACCAUCAAGGAAUGUUGUGUUCCAAUAAAGUUGAAAAGAUUUAAGUUAAAAAGGUUUUAAGUUUAAAAAAGGUUAUAGUUUGACAUUCUAAAAAUGUUAUUUGACGGUUGCAAAAGUAAAGCCUAAAGAGAACAUUUCUAGGAUAUUAGGCUAUUAUUUGGUUGUCAAAAAACCCAGAAUGGGAACUAAAUACUAACAUUCUUUUUAGGUUCAUUCAUACUUGAUUGGUGGUCUAUAAGUGGUAACUGAGCGCAAUAAAUACUGUGACACCUGAUCGCAAGAAUUCAUAAAUAAUGUACGAGGUGGCUACAUUGUAUGAAUUCGCAGGGCUGGGGAGUAACGAAAUACAUGUAACUUAGUUACGUAUUUAAAAUGCUAAAUUUGAGUAACUAUUUCAUUACAGUUACUUUUAAAUGGGUGGUAAUCAAAUUACAGUUACAUCUGAAAAUUAUUUUAGACUACCAAAGGGAUUACUUGGAAUUUUAAUGUCAUCGAUUUCAUUUAAACAUUAAUAUAAACUGUAACAGGCAAUUAAUGUAAACAGCAAUUGGUGAUUCUCUGACUUCUCUGACAAAAGCAUUAUAAAAAGUAGUUAUGCUCAUAAGUUUCAUACCCCUUGCCGAAUAUGCAAAAUUGGAAUAAUUUUAACAAAAUAAGAGUGAUCUGGGUUCAUAGAAAUGUCAUAUAUUAUUUAGUACUGUCCUGAAUAAAUGUGAUAGUUGUUUGUGAAUUUCUUGUUUAGUUCAUUUUUAGGCAAUUGCGACUUUUUGUGUCACAGUACUGACUUUAACGCAUAAUUUCGACUUCUUUUCUUAGAAUUGUAGACUAUAAUGUCUAAUGAGGCAAAACUGUAAAACUGAUGUUGUUUAAAAUAACAAGCAGAGGAACGCCAAGUCCUCUGUUUGUUGAUCCCUUUGUUUUAUGUACCUUAUUAGUAUUCCAAAGUAUUCUUUUAGCCCCUCCCCUAAACCAAACAUUACUGGCACUAAAGCCGUACUGAAAUGUACGAAUAAGAUUUAAAUGUACGAAUUAGCCACCUCGUAAAAAUAGUUACGAAUUCCAUGAGAUCGUGUUGGUCACACAAUUCCACAAUUCCAGCCACAUAUACAGUAUAGUAACUAUAUAACCCAUACACCCCACCACAUUUUUUUUAAAUAUUUGAAUUAUGUAUGAAUAUAUUAUAAUAAAUACUCAAAUGUCGCCAUAAUAAAACUAUUUCUAGUAAAUUGUAUAAACUAUAUACUAUAACAAUGUAUUAUAUUUCUAAAUAAAGUUUUCUCUUUA
Triplophysa rosa is the source of this 2332-nucleotide messenger RNA. RefSeq names its product retinol binding protein 4, plasma (gene rbp4). The transcript has 6 exons. The coding region runs from base 77 to 709 and encodes 210 amino acids. The record is from RefSeq and is a predicted model, not a curated record. Gene Ontology annotation, biological process: retinol transport. Gene Ontology annotation, molecular function: retinol binding; retinol transmembrane transporter activity. NCBI's taxonomy places the organism in Eukaryota, Metazoa, Chordata, Actinopteri, Cypriniformes, Nemacheilidae.